This is a messenger RNA of Nothoprocta perdicaria, 3899 nucleotides long. Its product is annotated as hexokinase-1. Gene Ontology annotation, biological process: glucose 6-phosphate metabolic process; intracellular glucose homeostasis; glycolytic process. NCBI's taxonomy places the organism in Eukaryota, Metazoa, Chordata, Aves, Tinamiformes, Tinamidae. Gene Ontology annotation, cellular component: cytosol; mitochondrion. Gene Ontology annotation, molecular function: ATP binding; fructokinase activity; D-glucose binding. The record is from RefSeq and is a predicted model, not a curated record. The transcript has 18 exons. Bases 8 to 2761 code for a protein of 917 amino acids.
CGCCACCAUGAUCGCCGCCCAGCUCCUCGCCUACUACUUCACCGAGCUCAAGGAGGACCAGGCCAAGAAGAUCGACAAGUACCUGUACGCCAUGCGGCUCUCCGACGAGACCCUGCUCGACGUCAUGGCCCGCUUCCGCAGGGAGAUGAAGAACGGCCUCUCCCGGGACUUCAACCCCACGGCCACCGUCAAGAUGCUGCCCACCUUCGUGAGGUCCAUUCCCGACGGAUCAGAGAAGGGCGACUUCAUCGCGCUGGACCUCGGCGGCUCCUAUUUCCGCAUCCUGCGCGUGAAGGUGUCGCACGAGAAGAGGCAGACGGUGCAGAUGGAAACGGAGAUCUACAACACGCCCGAGGACAUCAUGCACGGCAGCGGCACACGGCUUUUUGAUCACGUUGCUGAAUGCCUGGGCGACUUCAUGGAGAAGCAACAGAUCAAAGACAAGAAAUUACCGGUCGGCUUUACCUUUUCUUUCCCGUGCCGGCAGUCCAAGCUGGAUGAGGGAAUCCUCAUCACGUGGACGAAGCGCUUCAAGGCGAGCGGCGUGGAGGGCGCCGACGUCGUGCGGCUGCUGAGCAGGGCCAUCAAGAAGCGCGGGGACUACGACGCCGACAUCAUGGCGGUGGUCAACGACACCGUGGGCACCAUGAUGACGUGCGGCUUCGACGACCAGCGCUGCGAAGUCGGCCUCAUCAUCGGCACGGGCACCAACGCCUGCUACAUGGAGGAGCUGCGGCACAUCGAGCUGGUGGAGGGCGACGAGGGCCGCAUGUGCGUCAACACGGAGUGGGGCGCCUUCGGCGACGACGGCUCGCUCGAGGACAUCCGCACCGAGUUCGACCGCGAGAUCGACCGCGGCUCCCUCAAUCCCGGCAAGCAGCUGUUCGAGAAGAUGGUGAGCGGGCUCUACAUGGGCGAGCUGGUGCGGCUCAUCCUGGUGAAGAUGGCCAAGGAGGGGCUGCUCUUCGAGGGCAGGAUCACCCCCGAGCUGCUCACCAAGGGCAAGUUCGAGACCAAGCACGUUUCUGCCAUAGAAAAGAGCAAGGAGGGCCUGAGCAAAGCCAAGGAGAUCCUCACGCGCCUGGGCGUGGAGCCGUCGCACGAGGACUGCGUGGCCGUGCAGCACGUGUGCACCAUCGUGUCCUUCCGCUCGGCCAACCUGGUGGCCGCCACGCUGGGCGCCAUCCUCUGCCAGCUGCGCGACAACAAGGGGGUCGGCCGCCUGCGCACCACCGUCGGCGUCGACGGCUCCCUCUACAAGAUGCACCCACAGUACGCGCGGCGCCUGCACAAGACCACGCGGCGCCUCGUGCCCGACUCGGACGUGCGGUUCCUGCUGUCGGAGAGCGGCAGCGGCAAGGGCGCCGCCAUGGUCACGGCCGUGGCCUACCGGCUGGCCGAGCAGCACCGCCUCAUCGACGAGACGCUCGCCGAGUUCAAGCUGACGCACGAGCAGCUGCUGCAGGUCAAGAAGAGGAUGCGGGCAGAGAUGGAAGCCGGCCUCAGGAAGAAGAGCCACGAGGCGGCCAAGGUGAAGAUGCUGCCCACCUUCGUGCGCAGCACGCCCGAUGGCACAGAGAAUGGAGACUUUCUGGCGCUUGACCUUGGAGGAACAAACUUCAGAGUUUUGCUGGUGAAGAUCCGCAGCGGUAAAAGGAGAACGGUGGAAAUGCACAACAAGAUAUACGCCAUUCCCAUCGAAGUGAUGCAGGGAACCGGAGAGGAGCUGUUCGAUCACAUCGUCACCUGCAUUUCCGACUUCCUGGAUUAUAUGGGAAUCAAGGGCGCCCGGCUUCCUCUGGGCUUCACCUUCUCCUUCCCUUGCAAGCAGACCAGCUUGGACGCUGGCAUCCUGCUCAACUGGACGAAAGGGUUUAAAGCGACCGACUGCGAGGGAGAAGACGUGGUGUAUUUGCUCAGAGAAGGAAUCAAAAGGAGAGAGGAGUUUGACUUGGACGUGGUGGCCGUGGUGAACGACACGGUGGGCACCAUGAUGACGUGCGCCUACGAAGACCCCAACUGCGAGAUCGGGCUCAUCGUGGGCACCGGCAGCAACGCGUGCUACAUGGAGGAGAUGAGAAACGUGGAGAUGGUGGAGGGCGAGCAAGGGAGGAUGUGCGUGAACAUGGAGUGGGGAGCCUUCGGGGACAACGGCUGCCUGGACGACAUCCGGACGAUCUACGACAAGGCGGUCGACGACUUCUCGCUCAACGCCGGCAAGCAGAGGUACGAGAAGAUGAUCAGCGGSAUGUACCUGGGCGAGAUCGUCCGCAACAUCCUCAUCGACUUCACCAAGCGGGGCUUCCUCUUCCGAGGGCAGAUCUCGGAGACGCUCAAGACGCGGCACAUCUUCGAAACCAAGUUCCUCUCGCAGAUCGAGAGCGACCGGCUGGCGCUGCUGCAGGUGCGCACCAUCCUGCAGCAGCUGGGCCUCAACAGCACGUGCGACGACAGCAUCAUCGUGAAGACGGUGUGCGGCGCCGUGUCGCGGCGGGCCGCGCAGCUCUGCGGCGCCGGCAUGGCCGCCGUCGUGGACAAGAUCCGGGAGAACAGGGGCCUGGAGCACCUGGAGAUCACGGUCGGCGUGGACGGCACGCUCUACAAGCUGCACCCGCACUUCUCGAGGAUCAUGCACCAGACGGUGAAGGACCUGGCGCCCAAGUGCGACGUGACCUUCCUGCUCUCGGAGGACGGCAGCGGCAAGGGGGCGGCGCUCAUCACGGCCGUGGGCUGCCGCCUGCGCGACGCCGAGCAGAACUGAGCCGCGCCGCCGGGCGCUUCCUCCUAACGCGGCGACUGCCCAGCCUGAGCGGGUGACAACGGAAAAGGAAGGAAAAAAAAUUAAAAAAAMCCCCCAGAACUCACUGCUUUAUUGGGAAAAAAACCCACAAAAAACACAACUAAUGACAUGAAUAGGAUACAAGCUAGAAUGUGUGCUGUUAAUAAUAUCUCCUGUUUCUGGACCCCCAACCCAAUCUGCAUGUUUUUUAUUCACCUUGUUGGUCCCUGCCCGCCCUGUAGGUCCUUGGAAGCGGGUCUGUGCUUCCCGMCGCCGCACGUGGGAUUUGCUCCCGGAGGCGGGAAGCGGCCGGUCGCUGCUCCGUACGGGAGCCUCGGCGCCCGCGCGGCCCCGCUCGCUUCCUCGGCUCCCGCUGCGCCGCGCUGGGAAGCGCUGGGACAUUUCCUCGCCCUGCGGCUCUGGCUCCGCCGGCGUCUCCCGCUGCCUCUGUGAGUUGUGUCGUGUUGCCGAGCGGGACCCGGAGCGCUGGGGCAGGAAAAUCCCGAGGGAGGCGGGUGGUGACGGGGGUGAUGCCGACCUGCCUGGGACCUCCUAUAAACACGUUUUCUGUCUCCUCUUGCCAGCCCGGAUGGGGCACCGGAGCUGCYGGACCUGCAGCUCCCUCGUGUUGCCCGGAUGCCUCCUUCCUUCUCUCCCCCUAAAUGAGUAUUUGUUUCCACUCAAAGCUUUAAUCUUUAAUUCAGCUAAAGGCCAGGAGGAGAAAGGAAUUGGAGGGUUUGAUUUUUUCUUUUUUUUUUUUCUUUCCCCAAUCUUGGCUUUGAGGACCCAGCUUCAGAGAGCAACCGACCCACCCAACCACCAAAGUCAGGCCCAGCUUAUUCCAAGGACUAAAGCAACAGGGCUACACACACACUUGGUGUUUCGUGUCCUCCGUYGAGUCGAUGCCAUCCUUACAUUCACGCGCACUCGUUUUCCCUACGUUGAGAAGUAGCUUAGGGAGGCAGAAGCUCAAAGGCAGUCGCAAGUCACCCCACGUUCUGCAAGGCGGGAGAGCUGACACUACGUGAGCCUUUAACUCCCGUUCUCCCCCCAAAACGGCGAUGCCUGCAUGGCCUUCCCACCUCUCUCCCUGCAGAAAGUAGGCAGGAAUUUGCAGGCC